Molecule: messenger RNA, 960 nt
Organism: Didymosphaeria variabile
Lineage: Eukaryota; Fungi; Ascomycota; Dothideomycetes; Pleosporales; Didymosphaeriaceae
Exons: 1
Coding region: 1-960 (319 amino acids)
Source: RefSeq, a predicted model, not a curated record
AUGGUAUCCUUCGACCCGACCCGCGACAUCCCCCCCCUUAGUGGCAAAGUAAUCCUCGUGACCGGCGGCAACAUCGGCCUAGGAAAACAAUGCAUCCUCGAAUAUGCACGGCACGACCCCGCUUGCAUCUACCUCGCAGCACGCAGCGCAGGCAAAGCUCAAGCCGCCAUAAACGAGAUCAAGCAACAACUCGGUGCCUCAAGUUCUACACCGAUUAAGUUCCUCGAACUCGAACUAUCAUCCCUAGAUUCAGUCAAGAAUGCCACCGAAAAGUUGCUCGAGCAAGAGUUCCGCCUUGAUAUUUUGAUGAUGAACGCGGGCAUCAUGGCUGCAGCUCCGGGACUUACUGAGAAUGGGUAUGAGAUGCAAUUCGGUGUGAACUACCUCGGGCACGCGCUCCUAUUUCAGCUUCUGUGCCCGUUGUUGGAGAAAACGAGUCAGCUGCCAGACGCGGAUGUACGAGCCAUCAUGGUGACAUCCGUGGGCCACCAACUGGCACCGAAAGAGGGCAUCCCCUUUGACCAGCUAAAGACGGAUUGCUCAAAAUUCGGACCUUUCGAACGUUAUGGCUCCAGCAAACUCGCUCAGAUUCUCUGGGUGCGCCAUGGGGCUACUCUUCAUCCUAACAUCACGUUUGCGGCGGCGCAUCCUGGGCUCGUGGGGGGAACAGGCUUGGGUGCAAGUGCGACUGGAACUGGAGGUUUCGCAAACCUACUCAUGGCAAUGUCUCCCCUUGCGGCGACAUCUCUGGAGAAAGGAGCGAGAAAUCAGCUUUGGGCGUCUGUGGGAAAGGACGUGAAGAGCGGCGAGUGGUAUGCACCGGAGACCUGUCUUGGAGUGAUGCAGGUUGGAGUAGGCUCUCAGAGCGGUGCAAGUGCUCUUGCUAAGGACGACGCAUUGGCGAAGAAGCUAUGGCAAUGGGCGGAGGAACGAUUGCAGUCAUAUGCAAUCUCAUCCUAG